GCACCAUAAGGUUGGAUGCCAACCGCCAAAAAACCACACCAAAUAAGAAAAAUAAGUGGCGAAUUUUCGUUGCAGGAUUGGAGGACAUCGGGAAGAGAAUGCAAGCUGCGGUACGGAAACGUCAAAGCAAUGCACCUCGGUCGUCAACAAACCCCAGCCAACCAGAGUCCAAGCCAAAAGGGUCAUCAAUGAAGAGGCCACAGUUCCACUUUGACCUGUGGUUCUAUCUCACAGUACAAAACUGGAUACUGGACUUUGGAAGGCCCAUUGUAAUGCUCAUUCUCCCUCUGGAGUGGUUCCCCCUGAACAAGCCCAGUGCUGGAGACUACUUUCACAUGGCCUACAAUGUCAUCACGCCAUUCCUACUGCUCAAGCUGAUUGAGAGGAGUUCCAGGGCCUUGCCUCGCUCCGCCGUGUACCUGAGCAUCAUCACCUUAGUGAUGGGCGCCAGCAUCCACCUGGUGGGCGACUCCAUCAACCAUCGUCUGCUGCUGAGUGGCUACCAGCUCCACCUGUCUGUCAGAGAGAACCCCAUCAUCAAAGACCUCAAACCUGCUACACUGAUUGAUUCGUUUGAGCUUCUUUAUUUUUAUGAUGAACAACUGGGACAUUUGAUGUGGUAUAUUCCUUUCUUCAUCAUCCUCUUCCUCUACUUCACUGGCUGCUUUACUCACGUCAAAGAGGAGAAGACGAUGCCCCUGUCUGGUUGGCUGCUACUCGGACCCAGUGCCCUCUACUAUUGGUACUUGGUCACAGAGGGUCAGAUCUUCCAACUCUUCCUCCUCACCUUCCUAGCUAUGGUAGCCACGGUGAUCCACCAGCGGCAUAAGGGCUCUGUCCCAGACGCCAAUGGCCUCUUUCUGUUCGCCAGCUUCUCUGUCACCAUGUUCCUGGUGGCCGUGUGGGUGGCCUGGCUGUGGAGCGACCCGGUGCUGCGUAAGAAAUACCCCGGUCACCUGUACGUCCCCGAGCCCUGGUCCUACUACACAUUACACGUUAAGGACAGCCACUGAUAGGAGUGACAACAGCCUCCUGUGGAAUGGACUAAUACUGACUGAAUGGAUUCCAUCAAUAUCUUGCAUUUCUGUAGAAUUGACAGGUCUGAAACGUUCCUGCUACAGAUAAAUGGUCAAUCUGCUCCCGAAUGACAUCAUCAGCAAGCGCCACAUGGAGUGUGGAUCGAGCACAGUGUUGUGCUGCAUUCUGGGACAGGCCCCUCUUUUCUACAGUUGCACCCCACCACUCCCCCAACACCAUCCACAUGACAAUGACCAUCUUACAGUAUGCAAUGUUACAGUAUUCAUUUAAAAUGAGACAAAAAAAUGAACUCAAAGAAAGGUCAGUGUUGGAUGUACUUGAACAUCAUUGUAUUGCUUCAAGUAAGUUGUUUCAACAUUUCAAUAUCAGAUAUUUUUAGUAAUAAAAGUUUUUUACUCCA
Molecule: messenger RNA, 1438 nt
Organism: Oncorhynchus mykiss (rainbow trout)
Lineage: Eukaryota; Metazoa; Chordata; Actinopteri; Salmoniformes; Salmonidae
Source: RefSeq, a predicted model, not a curated record